AUGGCCUCGUCUCAAGCGACAGUGUCGCAAGAGCCCGUGCCUCCCUACUCUCUGGCUCCGCUGCUGUUCCCCACACUCCCCAUCGAGGAUGCUGCAGGGCACGCCAAUCCCUCUUCGCCUGCUGCGAUCCAUCAGAAUGCUCAGCGAGCCAUUCGUUGCUCAGAAUCCGACGGCUCUUUCCUCUACGUCGGUACCUCGGACGGGGUGAUUCACUCUUUUCAAAUCAGCUCCCGCAUCUCUGCGCAGUUGACCUCACCAAGUUAUAGCCUGAAACACAGUCGCUCCAUUUCGCAUAACGCUAAGCCCAUUGAAAAGAUCGUUCUGCUGCGGCCAUUCAACGCCGCCGCUAUUCUCUGCGAAGGUGUCGUCAGCUUCUUGUCGCUUCCCGAAUGGUCACCGAUACGGAGUCUGCCAUCCACUAGGGCGGUAAGCACUGUCCUUCUCGAUGACGACGAGUCAGAAUACGGAUCUGGGACGGAUGCUGCUGGUAUGAUCAGCAUUUGCCUGGUGCGGAGGAAGAACGUUAUCUUGGCGAAGAUCGGCGCAGAGGGCCGAUCCGGCCUUCUCUGGGCCACUGUCAAGGACCUUCCUCUACCUGGAGGUGCCAUCUUUGCUCGCCGCUUUGCUGAUACCCUCUGCAUCGCCAAUGCCACCGAGUACAGCCUCGUCAACCUGUCCAGUGGCCACAUAACCCCAUUGCAGCUCCCCAUCAGUCAGACCGGCGAAUCUCCCUCGGCGCAAGUAAGGCCCAGCAUCGUCACCAUCCCUGUAGAGCCACCGACAGACAGAGAGGGCAGCCUCUCGCCAGCCGUCGACCGUUCAUCCUCCUCCUCAGCAUCCGUCAAGUGCGAGUUCCUGGUCACCUCUCACAGUGGAUCCAUCACUCUGGGAGUUUUUGUCAAGACCUCAGGCGAGCCAGCACCGAAGCUGCUCGAGUGGCCCUCACAUCCCCGUUCCGUCACGUACGAUGGCAAAAAUCUCGUCUCGCUGCUUCGAAACGACACAAUAGAGAUCCACAUGCUUGGAAUCGACUCGGUCGACAAGGUCCAAACGCUGCAAUUACCGCCUGGCUUGGAUCCGCGAUUUCUGCAGUCCGUCGAGGCUCCGUUAUCGUCGACGCCUUCACGCAGCUCGGACGAGCCACCAGGCGCAGAUGCCCUCACCGACCUCAAUAUUAUCAAGGCAUCGCUUAACCGACUAGAAGGCCAAGAAGCGCCAGUAUUGCGACGCGCAUCAGACCACGCUUCUCCAGUUUCAUUAUCACAGCGGCAGAUUCUCCUCUGCGGAAGAAACUCGACGUCUUGCAUUCAGCAGGAUCCUUUGCUAAGCUGGACAGUCCAGCAGCUACAUCGAGGUCGACUGCGCAACUUGCGACAAAGCUUGGACUCGUACAGAUCCAACAAAAACCCCCUUCAACGUAAAGAUGAUUCACUGCGCAUCUCGCUCGAGUCGUCCAUAGCUCAUGCACUGCUCGGUAUCGAGCUCCUGCAUCGGACAGACUUUUCGGCAGCUGGCGAGGUGUUGCGCUAUGCCAAUCUCGACCCGAGAUUGAUCCUCGCACUGUUUCCUGGCUUGCAGCAAGGACAGCAAAAGGCAGACGAGGCAAUCAUGCCGGCACUCAUCCUCUCCAACCUUGGCCGGCUGAAACGUCCGGACGCUGAUCAGCUUCAAAGCAUCGACGAACUCGUCGAUUCGAAUCUCGCCUUCAACUACUCCCCACCGUUAGACGUUGCAACAGACAAGGCACUCGUUCAACUUCGUCAACAACUUGUGCAGGGAUCGGAAAGAAUGCUGCGCACCUUGUUGGAAGCAUGGCGAGCCGAUGCGGCAGCGGCUCUCGCUAGUCCAAGUGAAUCCAAGUCUCGCUUCUGGGCCGGCUCCUUCAUGGACGAGCAGAUGCUAGCCACCGUCAACGCCUGCGUGGAUUCCGCCUACCUGCGGCUCAUUGUAGAGCGACGCGGGCUUGUCGGGGAAGAUGACACAGCCGUCGAUGACGAUCUCACAGCGUUCCUCGGGUCCAAGCAUGCCUGCGAGUCGUCACAGGUAGAAAAGGCCCUCGAGCAAAAACAUUACUUCAGCCUACUCGCAGAUCACUACGAGAAGACCGGUAAUGUGCAGGGAUCCCUGAGGACCUGGACUGCCCUCGUCGAUGGCAAGCUUUCCGAUGCCUCUGGAAAGACGAUCGAUGUCCCAAGCGCACUGUCUAAAGUUGCGAGCCUGCUCAAGGACGAGGACGACCCAACGCUACUUUCUACUUACGGGCGUUGGCUCGUGCGGAAAGACUCGGAGGCUGGCAUUCAGAUCCUCACAAAGGUGACAGCAAAGCUCGGAUCGGAUCCAUCGCAAAACUCGGCGACGCGCAGCAAAGCACAAGAACUAGAAUCGAUCCGAGUGCAAAAAGCAACCAUCAACGAACUGCGCGACAUCGAUGCUGACGCCGCCACAAAGUACCUUGAGGCGGUUGCCCUAUCGACGACCAAGGUGCAGGACGAGCAGAUGCAUCGCGAGCUCGCCGCAGCUCUGCUUCGCCGUGUUGAGGACCACCUCAAGGAUGACUCUUACCGUCGAAAAUUGGAUGCAGUGGCUCAAGACUACGCUUUCGGAUCGUAUGCCGAGUCUUUCUUUGCUCACCUUGCGCUGGCCAGUGACGGCUCACCGAAAGAAGCAGACCGUCUCAAGCUGGCUAUGCUUCUACAGGGCUCGACCGUGCUCGACUACGAAGCGCUGUUGGCCAUGAUUGCGCCGUUGGAGUCGCUAAUCUACGAGAAGGCCAUCAUCUUCGGCAAGCUCGGCCUCGAUUCAGAAGCUCUGUCGCUGCUCGCCAUCACGCUCCGGGAUGCCAACAGCGCCGAAGCCUACUGUUCGCAGGAUGGUGAGGUCCUCUCGCCUAUGCUAGCCUGUUCCAUCGCCGAGGAUUACGAGGGUCUGCGACCGUUUGCGGCCAUGCUGAGCCGCACAUAUGCGCAGCGUGUAAAGGCGCAUGCGAGGGUGACGGCGCAACGCGCGCUUUCGCCGGUGCAGCGCAAGCAAGAGCUCCUCAAGCAGCUUCUCUCGGUUUAUAUGAUCAACGGCGCCGAAGAAAAGUUCCGCAUCGCCACCGCGCACUUGCUGAACACGCAGGCGCUGCAUCUGGACGGUCGCGAGGUGCUCGAGCUCGUGCCCAAGGACUGGUCGUUGCAGACGCUCGAGACAUUUUUGACGCAGAGUCUCCGUCGACAGCUUCAUCGUCGACGGGAGAUGCAGAUGCUGAAGAACAUCGCAAAGUGUCGAAGCUUGGACGUGGCUGAGGAUCUAUGGGCGAGACAACGGGCUAUGGGCGGUGUUCUUCAAGAUACGGAUGUGGACGGAGGCUUUGGGGAUGUUGUGGAAGACACAAGCUACGCAGAUUGGAAAGAGGGUCAAAACGAGCAAGACGCCGCAGUCGAGCUGGCAAGUGAGAAGAAGCAGACGCCGCAGAGGCAGAGGCAACACGACACCGUUGUCGGCAAGGGAGCCAUCAUCGACGGUGUGCGCACAGACUACGAGAUACCCCCCUCGUCUGCCAUCGUUCAUGCUGAUGCAGACGAUGUCGACGACCUCACCUAG
This is a messenger RNA of Sporisorium graminicola, 3585 nucleotides long. RefSeq lists its product as uncharacterized. Gene Ontology annotation, biological process: endosomal vesicle fusion; vesicle-mediated transport; autophagy. Lineage: Eukaryota; Fungi; Basidiomycota; Ustilaginomycetes; Ustilaginales; Ustilaginaceae. Bases 1 to 3585 code for a protein of 1194 amino acids. Gene Ontology annotation, cellular component: cytoplasm; fungal-type vacuole membrane. The record is from RefSeq and is a predicted model, not a curated record. The transcript has a single exon. Gene Ontology annotation, molecular function: protein binding.